This is a messenger RNA of Nicotiana tabacum (common tobacco), 562 nucleotides long. RefSeq lists its product as uncharacterized. The record is from RefSeq and is a predicted model, not a curated record. NCBI's taxonomy places the organism in Eukaryota, Viridiplantae, Streptophyta, Magnoliopsida, Solanales, Solanaceae.
CUUAUCUACUACUACUGUUUCUUUACAAUAUAGCACAAUGAAUUGCAAGAGUUCUUCAACAAAGUUUGCUUCUAUUAUUGCUUUCUUACUUUUUACAUCUUUGUUCCAGCUGCUUAAUGCAAAUGAGGUGGUGAAGUCAAGUGAUGAUCAGUUAAAUGUUCUACAACUUCCAGUAUCUGAUCAAGAGGCUAAACCAGAAGCACUUGAUGGAGUGUUUCAAGUUUUCAUAACUCGAUAUGAUCGAGAAUAUUCGACUCGUCAAAAAAAAUUUGGUGGUUGUAUCGACCCACCUCUUUGUGUAUCUGACAGCGAAUGUGCGAACUCAGCCUGCGGUCACAGGUGUGUGAAGAAUGGAUGGAAUUACCAUGUCUGUGGCAUGUGGUGAAAUUCAAGAUUUGGCUCCAAAAUUGUAUGCCAUGGCACAAUCUUAUGGUUUCUAUCAGAAAAAUAAGUGUAUCUCAUAAAUUGAAUUUUUGAGAUACUUCUUUCGUGUGUUAAUUCAGUAUUACUAUAUAUACAAGAUUUGGCCAUCAAUGAGUACUUUUGGUCUAUGGUUUCUUCA